AUGCAGCUCCCGACUUCAACCCUCGCCGCGCUCUUCGCCAGUCUCGUGUUCAGCUCAUUUGCGGCUGCUGCUCCCACUGCUGAGCUCGACAACAACGGAGGACCCGUCGUCGACCUUGGCAAGUACGGCAAGUUCUUGGGAACUGUGCAAAACAACGGCACCGUCCACUCGUGGAAAGCCGUCCCGUAUGCCGCCCCUCCCGUCGGCGAUCUCCGCUUCAAGGCUCCUCGCUCGCUUCCAACCCAGAACAGCACCAUCCAAGACGUCUCGCAAGACUUCCCAGGGCACAUCACCGCCUGCGUCCAGUUCGGGACGACAUCCUUCGUUGGUGUGAACGCCUCGCCAGGUACGGAGGACUGCCUCAAGCUUUGGAUUUGGGCGCCGGCGAAGGCCAAGGCAGGCGACAAACUGCCUGUCGUCGUUUAUACCCAUGGUGGAGGGCUACAAAACUCGCAGUCGCCGAACAACGACUUCUCCGACAUGGUCGGGCAGGACGGAGGGUUCAUUGCGGUCAACGCCAACUACCGCCUCGGCUUGCUCGGGCAUUGGAACAGCGUUGCCUCGCGCGACGAAGGCGAGCCGGGCAACCUCAGUCUGCUUGACGGUCGCUUCGCCGUCGACUGGGUUCACAAGAAUAUCGCGCAAUUUGGUGGCGACCCUAACAACAUCGCGAUCCAGGGCCAGAGCGGCGGAGGCGGAGCCAUCAUGUCCCAGCUGGUCCUCUACGAUGGCAAGAAGCCCAACUACCAGAAGGCGAUUCCGCGCUCGAACCAGAACUACGCGGCGUACAAGAUCGAGGAUUUGACGCCCCGCAACGACGCCUUCGCCAAGCUAGUCAACUGCACCGACUCGGCUAGCACGAAGGAAGGCGCAGCAAAGCAGCUCGCUUGCAUGCGCUCGCUUCCAGCCGAGACGAUCCGUCUGGCCGCGGUCAACUUCUCUCGCACGGCGCAGCCCAACGGGUACUCGUGGCCUGGAUGGCUCCCCUCGGUUGACGGCGAGACGCUCACGGACCAGCCAAUCCGCCUCUUCAACCAGGGCAAGAUCGCCAAGGUCCCCGUCUUGACUGGCGACGUGACGAACGAGUUUGGCCAACUGAACCCGCACCCGAACGGCAACUUCACGGCGCUCGUCAACAGCACCAUUGGGCCCGCAGUCACACCCGACUUUAUCGCAGAGAUGGAGCGCAUCUACCCGGCGCCGAUCGCGAACGCCUCGCUCGACACAAACACCUACGCCACGGAAGAUAACCGCGGCUGGACCUUCAUGAACGAGUACUCGUUCAACGGCGCGGCGUUCGCGAUCGCGCGCGCAGCGAAGAAAGCCGGCCUCCCCUCGUUCUACUACCGCUUCAACGCGCCGCAGACGCAGAAGUACCCCGCCUACUACGGGGCCAGUCACAGUGCGGACAACUGGCACCUCCAGAAUGCUACGAGCGAGAUGAACGCGACGGAGAAGGCGGUCGCGUACGAGUGGCGCGCCUACAUUUCGAGCUUCAUCAAGCACAGCGACCCAAACACAGCCCGCCUCGCCUCCUCUCCCGAAUGGCAGCAAUUCAACCCGACCUACCGCUACGCUCCGCGCCUUCUCGUACAGCAACAACUCGCCGCUUCGGCGAACCUCUCGGCUCCGACGGGGACGGGGAUGGAGUUGGUCCCGACGAACGAGUGGGAUAGGCUGGCGCUGUGGACUUCGGAGGAGGUGAUCAAGAUGACGAAGCAGUGA
Messenger RNA from Rhodotorula toruloides NP11, 1725 nucleotides. RefSeq names its product carboxylesterase. The record is from RefSeq and is a predicted model, not a curated record. The transcript is spliced from 12 exons. NCBI's taxonomy places the organism in Eukaryota, Fungi, Basidiomycota, Microbotryomycetes, Sporidiobolales, Sporidiobolaceae. The coding region runs from base 1 to 1725 and encodes 574 amino acids.